AUGCCUCUAGAAAAGAAAUUUCCACAAGAGAAAAAUCUGGCGGGAAUACGACUAUUUUCAAAUUUUCGAAAAUUGAUCGACUCUGUCAACUUGACAAAUGUUGUGAUAGCCAUCGGGAUACCUCUACUAGGAUGCGGACUGGCAUUAAAUGUUCCUCUUAAUGGAAUGACGCUUGUCUGGUCUUGUUUAUAUUGGUUUUUAAGUGCAAUGGGCAUUACUGCUGGAUACCAUCGUCUCUGGGCGCAUAAGUCAUAUUCGGCACGGUUGCCACUUCAGAUUCUCCUGGCACUCUUAGGCGCUGCAGCUGUGGAGGGUUCGAUCCGAAGAUGGAGUCGGGAUCACAGAGCCCACCAUCGUUACGUUGAUAGCGACAGCGAUCCCUACAGUGUGCAUAAGGGGCUGCUGCAUGCCCACAUGGGAUGGUUUAUUUUCAGACAAGACCGUAAAGGUUUUGGCAAGGUGAAAACAGAGGACCUCGACUCUGAUCAAAUUGUCGUAUGGCAAAACAAGAACUACGUCUCCUUGUUUCUAGUCAUGACUUUUAUCGUGCCUACCAUAGUUGCCGGAUUUGGCUGGGGCGACUAUUGGGGAGGCUUCGUCUAUGCCGGAUGUCUCCGCAUGUUUGUCGUCCAGCAGAACACUUACUGCAUUAAUUCUUUGGCACACUGGCUCGGAGACCAGCCAUACCAAAGCAAGCAUUCACCGAGGAACAACCUCUUUGCCGCAAUCAUGACUCUUGGUGAAGGCUAUCACAAUUUUCAUCAUGAAUUUCCAAAUGAUUACCGUAAUGGCAUUCGAUGGUUUGACUUCGAUCCAACAAAAUGGUUCUUGGAAGUGCUAGCAAUCUCCGGCUUGGUGUACGACCUACAUAAAUUCCCAGAGAAUGAAAUUGCCAAGGGUCGCUUGCAAGAGCGUGUCAAAUCUUUGAACAAUGAAGCCAGGAAGAUCUCCUGGGGCAUUCCAGAGGACCAACUUCCAAUUAUGACCUGGAAAGAAUUUCAAAACGUCAACACGGCCGAAGUCAAAUUGACUUGUAUCAACAACGUGAUCUAUGAUAUCUCCGGAUUCAUAAGCCAACACCCAGGGGGAAACUCAAUCUUAGGUGGAUUGGGGAAAGACGCAACUGAAAUGUUCCAUGGGGGAAUUUAUGAACAUUCGAAUGCUGCACAUAACUUGCUUUCGCAGAUGAGGAAAGCAAAACUAGCGACACAAAGGCAAACAUCACCACGAAUGUUUUGCCCGCUAGAUUUUUCCAGGGAAGAAGAACAUUUGUGUUUACAAAAAGGCCGUGGAGGAGGAUAG
Messenger RNA from Penicillium nucicola, 1302 nucleotides. RefSeq names its product acyl-CoA desaturase. Bases 1 to 1302 code for a protein of 433 amino acids. The transcript is spliced from 2 exons. Gene Ontology annotation, cellular component: endoplasmic reticulum membrane. Gene Ontology annotation, molecular function: stearoyl-CoA 9-desaturase activity; iron ion binding. The record is from RefSeq and is a predicted model, not a curated record. Lineage: Eukaryota; Fungi; Ascomycota; Eurotiomycetes; Eurotiales; Aspergillaceae. Gene Ontology annotation, biological process: unsaturated fatty acid biosynthetic process.